This is a messenger RNA of Raphanus sativus (radish), 519 nucleotides long. RefSeq lists its product as uncharacterized. The coding region runs from base 100 to 453 and encodes 117 amino acids. The record is from RefSeq and is a predicted model, not a curated record. Lineage: Eukaryota; Viridiplantae; Streptophyta; Magnoliopsida; Brassicales; Brassicaceae. The transcript has a single exon.
CGUUCCGUCUUCUCCUUUUCUUCAAACGAAAACAUCAAACCAAGAACCACCAUAUAAACUGAAUCAAGAACAUUAUAUAACUCAUCAUUGGUGCUACACAUGGAGAACAAUACAUGCAAGAAAGGAUCAUCAUCAAUUUCAAGAAACUCAUCGAUAGGAUACUACUAUCAGCGAAGGUCGUCGGAGGGUGUUCCGUUCAACUGGGAGAUGCAGCCAGGGACUCCCAUUAAUACUCAGCCGGUGGAGAUUAUUCCUCCGAUCAGUCCUCCUCCGGCAAUGCUCAGCCUAAACUUCCCCACUCCAUCCAUCUCUGUAGAAGAGCCUAAGCAUUCUGUGUUUCCAGCGAAGCUGAAGCUGCGGAGAUGGAAACAUAUUCGCUGCAAGAGAUAUUUCUCUAGAUUGACUAACAAAAUGGUUUUCUCUUCUAUAUGUUUGUACCCUGAGAAACGCUAGCUAGAUAGCAGGAGUGAAUAGGCCGAGUUAAUAUUCUGUUAGGCCAAUCAACAUCCUUUGUAAAGA